Sceloporus undulatus (fence lizard) is the source of this 4947-nucleotide messenger RNA. It is a transcript of the gene ACTMAP, whose product is annotated as chromosome 9 C19orf54 homolog. Lineage: Eukaryota; Metazoa; Chordata; Lepidosauria; Squamata; Phrynosomatidae. Bases 2680 to 3231 code for a protein of 183 amino acids. The record is from RefSeq and is a predicted model, not a curated record. The transcript is spliced from 6 exons.
CCGAAUAAGGAACUAAUCAAAGCAGAGGCGGCGUAGCAUUGGCUCUAUUUGGUCAAGGCGACCCUCGAAGAAGUGAAUAAGGAGGCACUGCGCCUGCGCGGAAAAGGGGCCUGCUUUGGAGGUAUUUUGACUCAAGGAUUGCAUUCUUUGACCUGCUUCCGGAAGUGACCUUUGACCUCACCAACUUUGCUCUCUGUGGCCUUUCUCCUGCAGCUUCUGAUCUUGAACUCUAGUUUUGACCUUUGACCUACAACCUUGAACUUUUGUUUUGACCUGCAGCCUCCAGCCUUGAAGUCUAGUUUUGACCUUUGACCUGCAGCCUUCAGCUUUGAACUCUAAUGGUGACCUUUGACCUGCAGCAUUGAAUUCUAGCUUUGACCUGCAGCCUCCAGCCUUGAACUUGGCUUUUGAUCUUUCUCCAGGGCCACCCUUUUGAGGUCCCUGAAGCUGAAGCCCCCUUGGACCUCUGCAGGCCCACUUGCUGCUGCACUCGGCCCAUGCUCUGGGGAAGGCAUGUCUGAAGCCUCGGAGGGCACAGCAGCAGCCCCACCACCUCCACCAACGCUGCCCCCCUUUUCCUGGGGUGCCCCCUCCGCCUCCUCUUCCCCCGCCUCCACCUCCGGGGCUACAGGGGACCCGGCUCCUGAAGGCCGCCUUGGAACAAACGGAGCCUGGGGACCACGAUGGGAUUCGGGAGCUCCUGAGACGGAGGCAAGCCAGGUGGGAUGGAUCCCCAGCUACACUGGGCCAAGAGCAUAGAAGACAUCAAUAGAGAAGACGUGCUCUUUUGAAAUGAUACCUCCCUGAAUUCCCAGGCGAUGUGGGGGAUUCUGGGAUCUGCCAUCCCACAAGGGUUACCCUUCACAAGGUCCAGUGCAGCGACAGCCUCUUUGAUGUGCUAAGAAUGGAGUUCUGUCCUUUGAAAAGGGAGGCAAAUAACCACAUGGAGCACAACUAUCCUUCGUUUCCUAGACGUGGGAAAGGCGUUAAACGAUAACUAACAAAUACUGUUUAUAAUUUAAAUAGAUAUGUGUGUAUAUGUGUGUGUAUAUGUGUGUGUGUGUGUAUGACUACAAGCUUCAGCCAGUAUUUAAUACUGUUCAUAUAAAGUACACAGAUUCUUUUUUCAGUGUCAUAUAUUGAAAACCAGAAUGCAAAGCUGCAUUUUUGGACAGUGGAGCCAAUGUAACUGUUCAUGUUGGAUCCUCUCACAGGAGGCCAAAAAUAGUGUUUGGUUCCUUCUGGUCCUCCUUGGGGGACUUCUUAUAGUGUCAUAGGAUUUUCACAUGUACAGAGAUCUUGUAGCACCUUUGAGACUAACUUGAAAGAAGUUGGCAGCAUAAGCUUUCAUAGACUGUUGGACUGAAUCUGUUCAGAGGAGUCCUGUGUAAACUCCAGACUCUGCUUUUGGAAUUGCAUGCUCUUCUGGGUUCUACCUCUCUUUAUCCCCUACUUUCCAUUUCAGUUUUUAGCUUGGCAGUGAGAUGAGGAUGUGCGUAGGAUGCUGUUAGCAACCACAGUUUCACUUGCAAUUUAAAUACGCUAAUUGCAAAAGUGUUAUCUUCCUCUGGAAUGUGUUGGCUCCCAGUGUGUCCUUUGGGUGAUGCUCUAGUUUGUCUCCUUGUAUCUCCAUUUCCACUUGCCUUCCUUUUCUCAGAAAGAGUACUGCUCCUCCAGAGACAACUGCAGCUGAAAUAGUUUCCUGAGCCGUUCCUCCCAAGAGUUUGGAGAUGAGAGCUUUGUUAAUUAUGCAGAGGAAGGAAAGUGCUGCUAAUGUUGGGCUAGUCUUAAGGGGCUGUGUUCUCUCUCUUUGCCUUACAGCUUCAGUGAGCAUUUAAAGUGGCUCCUUUUCAACAACCCUGUGCCUUCCUUAAUCCAGGAGGGUCCCCAGUGAGUACUGAAUUUUCAUCUUUACUGUAAAGGGGAACUGUGCAUUAGGAGCUUGUUGAAUAGAUGAGAACUUAUGCAACCCAGACUCUGCACCUGGUACAGGAAAAUCAAAAGAAAAGCUCACAUAUGAGAUAUCUAUAUAUCUUAAUGGCUUACUUAUUGGGAGCAGUGUGAUGUAGUAACUGAGUAUUGCACUAUGACUUUGGGAGACGAAGGUUUGAAUCCUCACUGGGCUACAAAAGCUUACUGAGUAACUUUGGGUAGGUCCCACUUUCUCAACCUCAGAGGAAGAUAAUGUCAGCCCUACUUCUGAACACACAUUUUGCCUAGACAAUCCUCUGAAAAGUUUGCUUUAGGAUCGCCGUAAGUUGAAAAUGACUUGAAGGCACACAACAAGCUCAAUUGCAUUUUGGGGAGCACAAAACCAUGUGUUACCUUUUCAGUAGCCCUCGGAGGAAGUGAGGGUAAAAGACUAUGUAGCUUGUUCAUGGCAGCCCCUUGAGCAGUCUUCAGUUUAGCAAAAGGAUCUGAAUGUGCUCAUUGGGACAUAUACUGGUGAAAGUACAUUCACCAGUAUAGGAGAAAGUACAUUCAUAACUCUGUAUAUCUUAUCUUUUAUCCUUUGUGGGCAACUACAGAAAAGGUUAUGCAAAAACAUCCUCCCAAUGCUGAUUAAGAAACCCAACUUCCAGCUAGACAGACUGCAAGAAGGAAAAAAGGUCUUGAUGAAUAUAAAAAGACUGUAACAAGGAGCUUCUUCAUUGGAGGCUUUAUAACCAGAAGUAUAUAAUGUGUGGUCUGGUGGCCCUAUGGAUGGCAGGCGCCCUUCUCUCUCUGCCCAAAGAGGUUUCCUUGGAGAGAAUUGUGCAAGUGGCUUUGGAAAGAGGCUAUACAGCGCAGGGGGAGAUGUUCUCAGCUGCUGACAUGGCCAAACUAGCUACGGAGGUCUUUCCUUGCCAAGCAGAGCUGCUGUCAGGAGGGUUGGAGGGACAUAACCAUGAAAGGAUCCUUCGGCAUCUCAGUGCUGGCUUCCCUGUGCUGAUACCCUACGAUGAAGACUCCAACCAUGAACCCUGCUUCCGCAGCGGCUACAAGGCUCACUGGGCCAUUGCUUCAGGAGCUCUACUUGGUCUGAAGAGUGGCUCCCAGAUGCCUCCCUGCCAGGAAGACACAGAGAUCUCUGGACUCUUCCAUGCCAGCCCCUGUGUUUCAAUCUUCCCACUAGACGCGGUGGCUGAGACAUAUUUGCUGUCCAAGCAGGGUGGUGUCCGAGAGGGUCUGUGUGGAAAGGCAGUGCUGCUGCAACCAAAGGCACCAGAUGGCUCCAACCCCAGCGAAUGACCAUCAUUUCUCAAAGUUAUUUACAGCUGUGGCCUUAAUAGAAGUUUGGACUGGUUUUUAAAAAGACAGUAACAGCAGCUAUGAGAAGAGCUUCCAGGUUCAAAGGCAGUUAGCCACUUAAUACUAACUCCAUGUGUGAAGAGAUAAACAGGAAAAGGAGUGUUGCCUUUGUGCCCUGUGGGUGCUUAAAUGAAGGUGCUGGACUAGAUGAAGUUUUGUACACAGGAGAGGCAGUAGAUUCUGGAUGGAAUCAUGUAGUGCACUAUCCCAGCGGUUACAUAUUUUCAGGAUUGUAGAGUAGUAAAAAUCUCCCAGCUCCAAGGAGCCUACUGUAUAUACUCAUGUAUAAGUCUACAGAUUUUAGUCCAAAAAUUGAUCCAAAAAAACCUGGGUCGACUUAUCCAUCCAUCAAUGUAAGUACUGUACUUUAACUCAUAUAUAUAAAAAAGCAAGAGUGGUGGAAAAGCAAGAGCUUAGUCCAUCCUGGGAACACCUAAAAGAAGCACCAACCCUGUCUACUUUCUCAUCCAUUUGGCCUUUAGGAUUAACACAAACAGUCAUGCCUGAUAGAAUUUUCUAAGUUCUUUGGCAUCAUUUUCCUUUACUUCAUCCUUUAUACCCAUCAUUACACGCACCUAAGUUUUACACUCAACUUACGGGUCUUAUCAAAAUUCAUAAUGUUGGCCCCAAAACCUGCCCUUGACUUAUACAUGAGGGCAACUUACUAGUUGAGUAUAUACAGUACUUCUCUAAUGCCUUUCACAGUUGCUGUGCCCCUUUUCCUCCUCCAUCUCUGGAUAGGUGAAAGGAUGAUGUAUCUUGGAUUAAAUGAAGAAACUUGCCUUCAGUUCUCUUUUAAAUUCCACUUACUGUGCAGGAUCGCAUGCAUUGGGGAGUUAUUCUGGGCCAAGGCACGGAUGACGCCUGUGAGACCUUUAGGGAAAUCUCAGUCUUGGAUAAGCCUCCGACUUCCUCCCCACAAAGGAAGAAUAAACAGCCAUUCAUUGCCACAUUCCCAGAAUAGCAAGGCGUCAGGGGGAAGAAUGUCUGGAAUUUCCUUUUGUUGCAAAGCCAGGCUAGUUUAACACUAAUAAAAAUGUGCUGUUUUCUUAAACUAAGCUGAAAGAAGAGGGAAAUCUAUACUCCCAAGUGUCUUUGGGACCCAGUUUUUGUUGCCAGUGUUGUAUCAAAGGUUUGAGGGCUCGCGUGAUCUGUAAUACAGAAAAUGGAUGGGUGAAGGAAUGAGCUCCAGUACCUCCUUCAUAACUGAUUCUGUUUGAAGGGGCAGGGAGAGUUUGACAAAUACUGGCAGGUCUUCUUUUACAUCCGGAUUGUGUUCCUAAAUUUAUGAUGUAAAUUUAAGACUGACUCAAUUGUAUUGAGAAUUAUUGGUGACUAGAGAGAUGUGUUCUAAGGAAGGAAAAUUAGCAAUUUUACUCAACCUACCAUCAGUUAUAAAUAAUAUUAUUUUAUGGGAGAGACUGUGGGAGAAUCUUUCUUUUCUUUGCCUGUUUCUGAAGAAACAUACAUUUGGAAUAUUGUAAACUGGGGCAAUAGAAAUUAUGACUGACCUGUAGCUGCCUCAGCAUCAGUUCUUCCAUUUAUAAUAUGAGAACAAGAACAUGAUGCUAUAGACUUGCUGUAAUGGUGAACAAACCAAAGGACUGUAAACUACUUUGGACAUUAAAAGUGCUGCAGAACUGAUGAAUAACAUAC